Molecule: messenger RNA, 3101 nt
Organism: Ceratotherium simum simum (southern white rhinoceros)
Lineage: Eukaryota; Metazoa; Chordata; Mammalia; Perissodactyla; Rhinocerotidae
Source: RefSeq, a predicted model, not a curated record
CGGCAUCCCGGGGCCGCUCCGGCCCGGGCGGCGAGGGGGCCCGGCGGUCCAUGCAUCCGCCGCCGCUCGCCGCCGCGAUGGAUUUCAGUCAGAACAGCCUGUUCGGCUACAUGGAGGACCUGCAGGAGCUCACCAUCAUCGAGAGGCCGGUCCGCCGGAGCCUCAAGACACCAGAAGAAAUAGAAAGACUGACAGUUGAUGAAGACCUCAGUGAUAUUGAAAGGGCUGUGUAUCUGCUCAGUGCUGGUCAAGAUAUCCAAGGAACAAGUGUGAUCGCAAAUCUUCCAUUUUUGAUGCGACAGAAUCCUGCUGAGACGCUUCGGAGAGUGUUGCCGAAAGUUAGAGAAGUCCUGCAUGUUGCAGGAGUGGAGAUGCAGUUAACGGCGGCGGUAUCAUUUUUGACCAUUCUACAGGAAGAAUCAGUGUCCAUUCAUACAUAUGCCCACUCUUUCCUCCAAGUAAUUCUACUACAUCUGGAGCACAGGGACACAGGUGUCAGCAACGCGUGGCUGGAAACUCUUCUGUCUGUGAUAGAAGUGUUGCCCAAAGAAACCCUAAGGCAUGAGAUUUUGAAUCCACUUGUUUCUAAGGCACAACUUUCCCAAACAGUCCAGUCUCGUUUAGUUAGUUGUAAAAUUUUAGGAAAAUUGACCAACAAAUUUGAUGCCCAUACUAUUAAAAGAGAAAUACUUCCCCUGGUAAAAUCACUCUGUCAAGAUGUAGAAUAUGAAGUUCGAUCUUGUAUGUGUCGACAAUUAGAAAAUAUAGCUCAGGGCGUUGGGACAGAACUUACAAAAAGUGUGGUGCUCCCUGAAUUAAUAGAACUCUCUAGGGAUGAAGGCAGCAGUGUGCGGCUUGCAGCUUUUGAAACUUUGGUUAAUCUGCUUGACAUAUUUGAUACAGAUGACAGAAGUCAAACUAUACUUCCCUUAGUGAAAUCAUUUUGUGAAAAAUCUUUCAAAGCAGAUGAAUCAAUUCUUAUUUCCUUAUCUUUCCAUUUAGGAAAACUAUGCCACGGACUAUAUGGAAUUUUUACUCCAGAUCAACACUUGAGAUUUUUGGAGUUUUAUAAAAAACUUUGUACAUUGGGCUUGCAAGAAGAAAAUGGACACAAUGAAAACCAGAUUCCACCCCAAAUCCUAGAGCAGGAGAAGAAAUAUAUUUCAGUACGGAAGAACUGUGCUUAUAACUUUCCGGCCAUGACUGUUUUUGUUGAUCCUAAAAACUUCCACAUGGAACUCUAUUCUACAUUCUUCUGCCUUUGUCAUGACCCUGAAGUACCAGUCAGAUACACUAUUGCUAUUUGCUUUUAUGAAGUGUCCAAACUUCUGAAUUCUGGAGUAUAUUUAAUACAUAAAGAACUAAUAACAUUAUUACAAGACGAAUCGCUGGAGGUACUAGAUGCUCUUAUAGAUCAUCUUCCAGAAAUCCUGGAACUUAUGUCUACUGGUGGAGAAAGCAGUGUGCAAGAAAACAAGUUAUCAUCUCUGCCUGAUUUGAUUCCAGCACUCACAGCCGCCGAACAGCGAGCUGCAGCCUCUUUAAAAUGGAGAACUCAUGAGAAACUACUACAGAAAUAUGCCUGUCUGCCACAGAUCAUAUCAAGUGAUCAGAUUUACUAUCGUUUCUUACAAAGAAUGUUCACAAUCAUGAUGACAAAUAGUGGCUAUGUAAGAGAUAAAGUUACACCAAAGCAUGGAUGCCCUACUAUGGAUGCUCUUAAACUAGAGUCAAAAGCAGGGGAACUGGGCCAAGGAAAAAGUUACUGGAAUAGACUUCGAUUCUUGGAUACCUGUGAAUUUAUUAUAGAGAUCUUUUCCAAAUCAUUUUUCUGUAAAUAUUUCUUUCUACCUGCUAUUGAACUGACACAUGAUCCAGUAGCAAAUGUGAGAAUGAAACUUUGCUACUUGUUACCCAAAGUGAAGUCUACUCUGAAGAUCCCUGCAGAUAAGCUUCUACUUCAGCAGUUAGAAAUGUGUGUGAGAAAACUCCUAUGUCAAGAAAAAGAUAAAGAUGUACUGGCCAUUGUAAAAAGAACUGUGUUAGAGUUGGACAGAAUGGAAAUGUCUAUGGAUGCUUUUCAGAAAAAGUUUUAUGAAAAAGAUUUGUUGGAUCAAGAGAAAGAAAGAGAAGAACUGCUUCUUUUGGAAAUGGAACAAUUAGAGAAAGAGAAGCAACAGAAUGAUGGAAAGCCCGUGAGUGAUAAAACCUUUGAAAAGAAACGUAGAGACACUAAGACACCAACAACUCUGCCCAAGAGCAUCCCCAUUUCUGUUCCCGGGCCCUCUUCUGGCACCCCACCAACAAGCAAAGAAAUCAAGAAAUCCAAAUUGAUUCGAAGCCAGUCUUUUAAUAAUCAAGCUUUUCAUGCAAAAUAUGGCAACUUAGACAAGUGUGCUAGUAAAAGUUCUGCAGCAACAUAUACUCCUCCUGUCUCAGCAAAGACUUCUAUGAUAUCACUAACUGAUGAUUCAUUCCGGACUCGUAAUGCCAACAAUGCUCCAACUUCCUUUUCUCCUAACAUUCCCCUGCCGAGCACCUCCCGUGGGACAGGUAACUCCGCUGAUCCAAAGAGCAGUGGAAGUAAAGACGCACAACCACGGAAGGCUACCUUAAAAUCCAGAAAAUCCAAUCCUUAAAUCAUUUACUUGAUGAAGGAGGCAAAACAAAGACAACUGGAGAUAGUGUGAUUGGUGGACAAGGCUGAAGCAAUGGCCAGGGCUUUUGUUUUUUUAAAUGAAUAGAAAAGAGAGACUUGAUGGCAGCCGAUGUUGUUAAACUUUCCAUAUUUGAAAUUAGCUUCCCUAGGAGGUAUAAUAUAUAUUUCUUGAAUAAUAAUGUGAUUACAGAAUUCCAAUGUUAUAGUGAAGUAUAAUGAACAACAACUGUAGGUAUGUGCUUUAACUACUGCAAAAGAGACAAGUCUGCAUUUAUUUGUGCAGGAAACCAUCUAUUUAAUUGUUCUGGAGUUUUAGCAUUUAAAAAUUAUAUGAAAGUCCAAAUCAACUGAAAUUGCUUUAGCUAGAUAAUCACUUGGAGGGGGACUAGGGAGUAAAACAGACAUUGCAUUUUCUCACGAAUCUCCAAACCCAAUUGAAAAG